AUGAAGUCCAGCGCAGUCCUCCCUGUCCUGGCCGCCCUGGGAGCAGCAUGGCAGCACGAGGCAAAACCCGAGGCCGCCAGGCUGAUGCACCUGGUCGUGCGCCAGGAAACCAUCAUCGCCACGACGACCUCGACGCCGACGGGGGCGGUGGUGACGCAGGCCCCCGCGCUCUCGUGCAUCAGCUCGUACAUCGACCACCUCGCCAGCGUCGCCUCGGCCGCCGCCACGGGCAUGCCGACGCUGCCGGCGCCCGUCGAAUCCUUCUACGAGGAGCUGCACCGCACCGCCACGACCGACUACGUGUGCGCCGUGGCCCGCGCCAGCGUCCCGCCCGAGGUCUUGUCGCAGGAGGCGGCCUACUACUCGAGCGUCGCCGAGCACCUCGACGGCAGCGUCUGGGCCAGCCCCCCGCCCCAGUGCGGCGACCUCUGGACCCGCGUCCUGACCGAGGUGUUGGAGACCAUCAGCUCCCUGGCCAGCUCGUGCAGCAGCGGUGCCACCGCCACCGGCGCCUCGGCCACGCACGCCACCAACGCGACCUCUGCUGGGGGUGCCACCUCCACCGCCGCUAUCCCUGCCCCCACGGCCGCUGCGGGGAGGAGUGGUGUUUCUGCGAGCCUUGCAAUCGGCGCCGCGGCGGUAUUUGGCUACUUUGAAUUGGCGUGA
Pyricularia oryzae 70-15 is the source of this 666-nucleotide messenger RNA. RefSeq lists its product as uncharacterized. The coding region runs from base 1 to 666 and encodes 221 amino acids. The transcript has a single exon. Lineage: Eukaryota; Fungi; Ascomycota; Sordariomycetes; Magnaporthales; Pyriculariaceae. The record is from RefSeq and is a predicted model, not a curated record.